AUGAUACUGUCCAUAUUGAAGUUUGCCUUCGUAUUCUUCCUUGUAAUCGAGUUUACUGUUUGCUUUCGUUCGGAUAUAGUCACCAAUUUUCACUAUCCUGUCCAGAAUUGGACCGAUAUAAUCAUCCCACCUGGCCAGUGCUGGGCCACUCUUCCUUUUGCAGCCGUUUUAUUUGUCCUCAUUGCAGUUGGUAUGCUGAUAUUUACGCUUGCCCGUUCUGGUUUUCUUCUGCUACGGUUUUGGGACGUGCGCCAUUUCUGCACUUAUGUACUUGGUCUUCCAACCUCUGACGUUCAUCUAGCUGAUCUUACCUGGUCUUCAGUUCAACAACGACUAAUCGACGUCCAGCAUGACAUCUUUCUUUGUCGAGGCAAGGCCCAACUUGAUCAAUUAGAUAUCUACAAUCGAAUUCUUCGGUUCAACAACUACUUGAUCGCAAUGGUCAAUAAGGAUAUAUUACCAGUUCGUUUCCCUUUUCCGUUUACUUCCCCUUAUUAUGAUGUUGAACCUGGUGUAAGUGGCCCAGUAGGCGGCUAUAUAUAUCUCUCAGAUGGAUACCUUUUUAACCUUAAGUUCCUUUUAUUUUGGAGUCCAUGGGCUCCAUUCACUCGAAACCGACAUCUGCGCCCCGACUUCAAACGGAUAUCAAACCGCAUCGAAUUGGCCUCCAAAUUGGCUUGGAAUGCACAAAUACUCGGUGUCCUCAAUCUCCUCUUUUCCCCAGUGGUUUUCAUCAUUCAAUUACUCAUCUUUUUCUGCGCAAACGCCCAAAAACUGCGAUAUGAACCUGUUUCUUUUCUUGGACGGCGAUGGUCGAACUAUUCGAGACUCUAUCUUCGCCAUUUUAAUGAGUUGCGGCAUGAGUUCACUUUUCGCCUUGGCUCGGCUUAUCGCCCUGCUGCACGCUACCUGGACUGCUUCCCUUCUCGUCUCCUUUCCGUGGUUGCAGGAAACCUUGCUUUUAUUGCGGGUGGAGCCUCUGUGAUACUCUUUUGUCUUGGACUUAUCCGUGAUCAGCUUCUUCACCUACCGGGCUAUUUAGCGAUAGUUACAGGUGGUGGCCUUUUGGCUAGUGCUUGCAUCAGCCUAGUGCCUGACGAAAACACUGUGUAUUGUCCAAAAAAUGCCCUCUUGGCUACCCUUAUGCGGAUACAUUAUAUGCCCGACCAUUGGAAAGAAAUGUGUCACACCAAUCAAGUGCGUUCUGAGUUCUCUCAGCUCUUCCAGUAUCGGCUUGUCGGAUAUCUGGAGGAACUUUUGUCGCCGUUGAUUACCCCCUUUCUAUUGAUGUUUGCCGUGCCAGGGAGCGCUCUUAAUAUUGUGGAUUUUCUUCGCAAUUACACUGCAGAGGUAAAAUUGAUGACAUUACUACUAUUAUAUUGCCUGUUACGUUAG
This is a messenger RNA of Protopolystoma xenopodis, 1395 nucleotides long. NCBI's taxonomy places the organism in Eukaryota, Metazoa, Platyhelminthes, Monogenea, Polystomatidea, Polystomatidae. The record is from the annotation of a GenBank genome assembly.